AUGACAGCCAACAUACCGGCGCUGGCCGGCAACGGUCUGUCUGCCACCAAACUCACCCACCAAGCGCCCUUCGAAACUAUCAUCAAGGACAAAGCGUCGCAAAAGCUCAUCAUCAGCCUCUCGCUCCGACUGCGUCGAGGUCAGAUCUCGGGGCCCGAAGCUGUUUCGGAAGCAACUGCAAAAUCCCUUCGAAGCGUUGUCUCCUCAGCGAAGUACAACUCGAUGCAGGAGCUUAUCGACAUUAUCAAGGCGGCGGGACGAUACUUACAGCUCUCGCAGCCGGCCGAGCAGUCGAUUGGCAACAUCACGAGGAGAGUGGUGCAUCUGUUGAGGGAGGAAGCGAAAGCUGCAUUGUUGGAAGCGCACGAGAAGGAUAUAGGUGGCAUUGGAGGAAGGAGGAGUGCCGGGUCGGGUAGUGGCAUCAACAGCCUGAGCAACUCGAUCUCGGAUUUGCACCUUGCGUCUGCGUUUGGUGGUGGUGCUGGAUCUGCGAUCCCUUCGCAUGUCAUGCAGUUGCAAUCGCCCUCUACUUCCGCAUCGAGCUCGUCCAACUCGAUCCCCCAACUGCCUAGUCAUGGUGCGAACAGAAGCAGCACCUCGCAUUCCCAGUUCCCAUCCAGCUCGUCUUCGACUGGCACCAGCGCCCAUUCUCCCGCGACCCGUCCAGGACCCUACCCACUCCGCGCUGGCUCAGAAACCACCCCGGCUGGCUCUUCGGCGUUUGUUCACGGAAGCUUCUCCAUCUCCGACCUUGUGGCAGCAGGUGCUAUGGCUACGUCGACGCCAUCCAGCCUUGCGCACACGCCUGCGGACGGAAGCCACGUUUCGACUCCGCAUGCUUCUUUGUCGCGUAAAGGGUCUGGCGUGUUUGAUUCGAGCCUUGCGCAGCUGUCGCAGCAGAUGUACGGAGUGAGCCUGGCCGAGGAUGCGGCAGGUGAGGCGGAGGCGGAGGAAGCAAUGCAUAGUGGCAAGGAGGACGACAGUGAGAGGGAGGACGAUGAUGACGACGAGGAUGAGGAUGAAGAUGAGGACGACGACGACGAUGAGGUAGACACAUCGAAGCUCAUCACGGGCAAGAAAUCAGCCGGAGCGUACUUCCUCAAACCUCUCCUCAUCCAAGCCAUUCAGGACCUGAUCGACGAGCUGGAAACCGUUGACGACAACAUCUCGAAAGUCUCGCGCGAUCACAUCCACUCUGGCGAAGUCAUCCUCACUCUCGGUUCCUCCGCCACCGUCCAAGGAUUUUUUAGCUCCGCGGCCAAAGACCGCAAGUUCACCGUCAUCGUCCCCGAGACCGCGCCGUCGUACUCGGGGCACACCCUCGCGCGCGCACUUGCCAAAUCGGGCAUCUCGGUACUACUCAUACCGGACGCCUCGAUCUUUGCCGUUCUCCCACGCGUGUCCAAGGUGGUGCUUGGCGCACACGCCGUGCUGGCCAAUGGCGGUUUGAUCUCCGCCGCGGGCUCGUACGCUACCGCUCUGGCGGCGAAGCAGCACAGCACGCCCGUGAUGAUCCUUACAGGCGUGUACAAGAUCUGCCCCGAGUGGUCGAGCAUUCAGACGUUUGCCAACGCGUCGGGGAGCGUAGGCGCGCUCGGGCCCGCGGCGCUGCUCGACUAUGCCACUAGCAGCAGCAUCGUCGAGAACGCCGAGGUGGUGAGCAAUGCGUUUGACUAUGUGCCCCCGCAUCUCGUCGAUGUGUUCAUCACCAAUGUUGGAGAACACCCGCCCAGCUAUGUCUACAGGUUGGUCAAGGAGAACUACCACCAGGACGACAUUGUCUUGUAA
Sporisorium graminicola is the source of this 1788-nucleotide messenger RNA. RefSeq lists its product as uncharacterized. NCBI's taxonomy places the organism in Eukaryota, Fungi, Basidiomycota, Ustilaginomycetes, Ustilaginales, Ustilaginaceae. The record is from RefSeq and is a predicted model, not a curated record. The coding region runs from base 1 to 1788 and encodes 595 amino acids. The transcript has a single exon. Gene Ontology annotation, biological process: translational initiation. Gene Ontology annotation, molecular function: guanyl-nucleotide exchange factor activity; translation initiation factor activity. Gene Ontology annotation, cellular component: eukaryotic translation initiation factor 2B complex.